AUGACAACCCAAGCCGACAUGGUCCCACCCCCCGAAGCCCAUCUGGCCAACCACCAAAUCGACGGCAUCCGCAUACUACGCAAAACGCUCCUCGGCUCGCCCUCAUACGACGAAGUGUGGAUGACCCUCAGCAUGACCUCGGACGCCAUCAACCUGGACGUGCCGUCCAUACUGCUUUGGCAGGACGAAGGGCAGAAGAGGAGGAAUGCCUUGUUUUAUUUCAUUGAUGAGGGGGAGGAAGCCGUCGCGAUGGAAAUCUGCCAAAUCCUGUUCGAUGCCAAAAAUGAAGACACGCUUCGGGAGCUGGUGCAUGCGAUUUGUUAUAUCCACGGGGAGCCGACGGGGCUUCGGGACCUGGCGGAGAGGAAGGGGUGUGAGAGGAUUUUGAGGAUGUUGGAACGGGUUGGUUGUAUUUCUCCGUCUACGUCCUCUUCGUAG
Sordaria macrospora k-hell is the source of this 438-nucleotide messenger RNA. RefSeq lists its product as uncharacterized. The record is from RefSeq and is a predicted model, not a curated record. NCBI's taxonomy places the organism in Eukaryota, Fungi, Ascomycota, Sordariomycetes, Sordariales, Sordariaceae.